AUGGCCAAGUUCAACCGAAGACAGCUCAUAACGGGCUUCAGCGCACUCUACCUCGCCGCUCUCACCGCGAUUGCCGCCUACGCAUUGCACCAAACCAACUUCUACUCCUUGCCAAUCCCAAAUGUCCUCUCGGCCCUGACGGUCGCCCUCCCGCCCCUAGCCGGCAUCGCCCUCGAAUCGAUCAUCAGCUUCCAGCACCAGCUCGUCAGCAAAGGCAAGCUGCAGACCUCGAAGGUCUUCCAGGCUGUGAAUGUGACCUUUCUGAUCUAUGAGACGGUGUUGGCGACGUUGGCAGGGACACAUAUCGCGCCCCUUGGUGGGCUGUGGUGUCCGUUGCACGACAAGUGGCAGGAAAUGCGCACGAGUAGGGAUGCGAAGAGUAUUCAGCGGAUACAGGAUGCGUUCAAUUGUUGUGGGUUCAAUGGACCGAAAGAUAUGGCGUGGCCGUUUCCGGAUAAGAAACACGGGGCGGACACAUGUAUGGUGCGCUUUGAGCGGGAUAUAGGUUGUCUGGAGCCGUGGAGGACGACGGAGCGGAAGAUUGCCAUAAUGCUGCUCAUCGUGCCCGUGGCGGUGUUUCUGUGGAAAGUGGCGUUGUUCCUGGCUCCAGGCUUCGAUGCUCCGUGGCUUCCAUCCGCGAUCCGGCUGCCAAAUGAUAACACGGAGGAAGAGACGAGACCUCGUCCAGCGAUCACAUACCACGAUCUCGAGGACAAUGCUGAUGAGGACAGUCUGAGGGGUGAGGUCAACCGCCUGAACAAGGACUCCAACCUAGCCACGCAUGUCGAAGGUGGCAGGAUACGUCCGUCGCCGCUCAUCCAGGAGACGGAGAACAACAUGUGGAGUCGAGAUUAG
Zasmidium cellare ATCC 36951 is the source of this 855-nucleotide messenger RNA. RefSeq lists its product as uncharacterized. Lineage: Eukaryota; Fungi; Ascomycota; Dothideomycetes; Mycosphaerellales; Mycosphaerellaceae. The coding region runs from base 1 to 855 and encodes 284 amino acids. The record is from RefSeq and is a predicted model, not a curated record. The transcript has 2 exons. Gene Ontology annotation, cellular component: membrane.